GCUCCUGUCAUGGCAGCGCCCUUGUAGUUUCUACAAGGUAACGUGCUUGAUGCCGCUUCAUGAAAUAAGUAGGCCCUACGUGUAGUUUCUAUUCUGCCUUAGUUUAACGUAAUAGGAUCCACUGUACAUAUUUAUUACGUAAUCUAAUUGAGACAUCCAUUGAUCCAUUUGUGCUUAAUUUGGAAAUAACUAUUGGCAAGCAGCGUUGAAACUUUGACUUGGAUAGGCCUACUUCAAACUUGGAAGUUGGACUUCGAGCCGUGCACAUUUGAAUAUCGAAUGCAUGUGGGUAUUAAUGCGAUGUGUCAGCGGAGCAUAUUCGGAAAACUUUUCCGAUGUGUCAGUCUUAUCCAAGGAGAGUCGAAAUGCGGGAUAUGUCGGAGUCGGAUCUCGUACUUGUCCAGGCAAUUCUGCACUGCAGUACAACAGAUGGGUGUUGUCUAUGAAUCGGUUUCCAAUGAUAUCUUCACCAACUUAGCAUUUGAAGAUUGGGUUUAUAACAACCUGGAUUUAAGUCAAACUAAUCUGCUACUACUGUGGCGUAAUGAUCCUUGUGUUGUGAUUGGUCGGCACCAGAAUCCUUGGGCUGAGUGUCAACUCAGGCAGCUCUGGGGGUCAAAGGUCAAGCUAGCAAGGAGACGAAGUGGUGGCGGCACUGUUUACCAUGAUUUGGGCAAUCUCAAUUGCACGUUUUUCACCAAUAGGAAGCAUUACCUGCGAAAAGGAAACUUGGAGCUUAUAACCAACGCACUCAAGUCCCGAUGGCCAGGGUUGAAUGUGACUGUGUCAUGUCGGGACGACAUUCUGCUUGACAACUUUUACAAAGUGUCAGGUUCAUCUUCCAAGUUGGGACGUCAGAUAGCUUAUCAUCACUGUACUCUACUACAUAGUGUGAACACGUCUGAACUCAAGUUACUCCUACACUCUGAAAAGGAAGGAAUGACCAACAGAGCCACCAAGAGUGUACAAUCUGCAGUCAAGAAUCUAUCCAAUAUUGAUGCAACUAUAAGAUACUCAACCCUGGUCAAAGUCAUAGCUGAGAAAUUCUACUCACAGUACCAUCCAUUACAUGAAAAAAAGGUUUACCCAGUCGAUCCAUCUUCUGAACUAGAUUGGCCUGGAGUUCUUUCAAGCAGAGAAGAACUUACUAGUUGGGACUGGCUGUAUGGGAAAACACCACAGUUCAGCGUAAAAAGAUCCCAUGAUGAGGUGUCCGUGUUAGUCCAUGUGAACCAUGCCCACAUAUCAGGAGUGAUCUUACAAGCACCACAUGGUUGGCUGGAUACAAGACUUAUACAGGAGUUGACGGAACGCUUAGCAGGACAAAAAUUCUGGCCAGCAGAUGUAGCCCAAAUCACUGGCACUUUCCUGACAUCAAUCAGCGCUGACCCAAAUACAAGACAGAGGCUCCAUCUUGUCUGUAAUCUUUUGCAAGAAACGAUGUCUUGAGCAGCUAUACUGAA
Molecule: messenger RNA, 1463 nt
Organism: Acanthaster planci (crown-of-thorns starfish)
Lineage: Eukaryota; Metazoa; Echinodermata; Asteroidea; Valvatida; Acanthasteridae
Gene: lipt1
Product: lipoyltransferase 1
Biological process (GO): protein lipoylation
Cellular component (GO): mitochondrion; cytoplasm
Molecular function (GO): lipoyltransferase activity
Source: RefSeq, a predicted model, not a curated record